Messenger RNA from Sorex araneus (European shrew), 933 nucleotides. Its product is annotated as olfactory receptor 148-like. The coding region runs from base 1 to 933 and encodes 310 amino acids. The record is from RefSeq and is a predicted model, not a curated record. Gene Ontology annotation, biological process: G protein-coupled receptor signaling pathway. The transcript has a single exon. Lineage: Eukaryota; Metazoa; Chordata; Mammalia; Eulipotyphla; Soricidae. Gene Ontology annotation, molecular function: olfactory receptor activity; G protein-coupled receptor activity. Gene Ontology annotation, cellular component: membrane.
AUGAGGAACCAAACAGAGCUGAGGGAGUUCAUCCUGCUGGGAAUCCCUCAGACCCAGGGAGUGGAGACUUUGCUCUUUGCCAUCUUCUUGUUCAUUUACCUCUUUGCCCUGGUCGGCAAUUUACUCAUCCUCAUAGCAAUCCUUUCCUCCUCUGCCCUUCACACCCCCAUGUACUUCUUCUUAGGGCUACUGGCCAUUUUUGAUAUCAUUUUGCCCGCUGUGACUUGUCCCAAGAUGCUGUUCUAUCUCUCUGGCCAGAGCCGAGCCAUUUCUUACAAGGGCUGUGCAACACAGCUCUUCUUCUACCACCUGCUGGGGUCUUCUGAAGCUUGCCUCUACUCUGUGAUGUCCUAUGACCGUUUUGUGGCCAUCUGUUACCCCCUGAGGUAUUCACUCAUCAUGAGACCCGAAGUCUGUGUGGGUUUGGUCAUGGGUGCCUGGUCAGUGGGCUGCGUUCACGCCUCCAUUGUAACCUCCUUCACUUUUAGACUGACCUACUGUGGCCCAAAUCAGGUGGAUUUCUUCUUCUGUGACAUCCCUGCUGUCUUGCCCCUGGCUUGUGAUGAUUCCUCACUGGCCCAGACUGUGGGCUCCGCAGCUGUUGGCUUUCUGGCUCUACUAUUUUGGUUCACUAUUUGCCUCUCUUACAUGCGCAUCGGGAUUGCUAUUUUGAAGAUCCGGUCCGCAGAGGGCAGGAAGAAAGCCUUCUCCACCUGCAGUGCCCACCUUGCUGCUGUGCUCUGUUAUGUUGGGCCCGUAAUCAUCAUCUAUUUGCAGCCCGCUCCUAAUCCCUUGCUCGAUGCUAUUGUGCAGAUCCUUACUAACAUUGGCUCCCCCAUGCUGAACUCUCUGAUAUUUUCUUUGAGAAACAAGGAAGUAAAGAGUUCCCUAAGAAGAGUGCUUCACAAAAUAAGACUUACUCCUCAGGAAUAA